UUCACCGCAUUGGACUCGAUCGUUGUUUCUGACCGGCUUACUCACUUAUCUCACGGUAGACGUAGACGUUUACGACUGAGUGUAGAAGUACCAGCCCGUUGAUCAUUGUCCGAGGUGGAAUCUCGGAUAGGUACGAUCAUAUUUAAAGGCGCGAGUGAUGUCGGUCGAAGCUCGUACUCUGUAUGAUCGAGUCAAUGCAUCAUCUACGCUAGCUACAAUGCCUGGGCCCUCGCGGUCAGUGUUGUGCACGCCCCAGCCCUGCCCACCGUCGCUGUCUGCUCCCACUCGCUCCCCCGCGCCGUCCGGUCGUCGGGCGUUCUUGUGUGCUGGGCGCUCGCCCAGUGCCCUCGUGGUCGGUGUAUGUGUCGUCACCGCUUGUGUGCCUGUCCACCCACCCGCCCGCCUGUCCGCUUACCCGCUCACCUACUCCUCUCUCGCCUAUGCACUUGCCUGUCCGCGCCUGCUCACCUAUCCGCUCGCUCGUCCGCCUGCCCGCUCGCUUCGCGCGCGUUCGUCGGCCGUGUCUGCGUGCUGGGCAUUUGCCCAGUGCGCUGGCGAUCGGCGUGCGUCGCCGCGGCGACCUGUGCCUACCCACUCACCCGUCCUUCCGACUCGUUCGCUCACGCACCCGCGGUCCGCUCGUCGGCCAUGUUCGCAUGCUGGGCAGUCGGCAUGUGCGCUGCCGCCCGCCUGCUCGUCCGCCCGCUGCCCGUUCGUCGGCCAUGCGCCGUGCACGUCAUACUGCACGCUGCCGCGUUCGUACCCGAGUGCGUCGGUGCGUGACACGUCGUGUCCGUGUGCGGCCGAUUCUUGCAGGCUGUUCCCGUGCGUUGGGGCUCGACCUGUGCAUGCGUACUGGGCUCCCGCUGGUGAGCUGGUUACUAGACACGAACACGCCGGAGCUAUUUUCGCUGCGCCUGUACUCGUUGCGCGCGCGCGAGCAGGAACAGUCUCUGUUGGAACGUCCUUGCUGUGCUCUCGCUUGCCGGGGUCGUAUGCGGGUCGAGAUGACGUGCGGAGGGCACUCACUUGGGUCGCUAAUCCUGCUAGCCGCAGCUACUCUCCCUCCUGGCACAUCCUCCCAUCGCGAACUUCCAGCAAUUUUCUUCGCACGUCCGAGUCGCUGAAGCUUGUUUGAACUGUGUGCCGCGCGAUCUGAGGGCGCGCGGCAGGCCGAUGCGCGCGCCGUCUCUUUCGGAUGAGUCCGCUUGUGUGUACCGGAGGUCAGUAGCGAACAGGCGAGAGCGAGAGCGAGGUGAAGGACUGGGAGGCGGAGAAGGGCACUGGCAGCGAGCGGAGGAUGCAAGCGCUGGCCGCGUGGUGUGCAACGCGGUUUCCCAGCUUUGGCGCUUAAGACUUCUCCUGUGCCAGUGGACCUGCGUGUACCGUUACCCACUGCCAGUAUCCCAUAAGCCCAGGGCUGCUCGCGCGAGUACAGAAGGACGAAAGGACAACAACACUAGC
This is a messenger RNA of Fomitopsis serialis, 1464 nucleotides long. RefSeq lists its product as uncharacterized. Bases 158 to 1138 code for a protein of 326 amino acids. The record is from RefSeq and is a predicted model, not a curated record. NCBI's taxonomy places the organism in Eukaryota, Fungi, Basidiomycota, Agaricomycetes, Polyporales, Fomitopsidaceae. The transcript has a single exon.